AUGACGAAAAGUGCGGGAGCUCACGGGAAAGCCGCUAAAGGCAAAGGGUUGGAUAUACAUAAAAAGUUUUUAAUAAUAAAAUCAAGAGAAGAUAUAAAGAAGUUAAUAAAAAAUGAUAACCCAACAAAUGAAAAAAUAGAUGAAAUGCAACACUUAUUAGAAAACAGUGAAUUAAAAGAUGAAAAAAAAAAAAAAAAAAAAAAAAAAGAUAUAGCAAUUCCUCGAUUUAAAAUAUGUGAAAAUGAUGAUUAUAAAUUAACGAAAUUUGAAAAACCGACACAUUAUAUUAGAUAUGAAUUAUAUAGAGAUCAAGUUACUGGAAUUAAAUUAAAUGAUGGUUGUAUAAUACAUUAUGAUUUAUUAAAAGAAGAUGAGAUAUUUUUAGAAAGUUUAAAUUCUUAUAUGAAUAUACAUGUAAGUAGUGAUGAUUUUUGUAAAUUGAUAGACAAGUUUGAGAAAUUAACUGGUUAUUCAGAUAGUAAAGAAGAGAUAAAUUUAAAAGAUGCAUUAAAUGCAGCUAGCGAAUUAAAAAUAAAUUAUAAAAGUAAUAUAAUAAAAGAUAUUCAUACAUAUUGGAAGGCUAAAAGAAAAAAAUUAGGUAGACCGUUACUUCGUAUGUUUUGGAAUAAUGCACAAAAUAUACUAUCCCAUUAUUCAGUUUUUAGAUCAAGAGUAAAAGAAAAAAUGACAUUAAGAAAACAUAAAAAAAAAAAUAGUGAAGUUAUAGUUAAAAUGCAAGAAUUAAUAGAAGAUUUUAAAAGAUUAGAUAGAAUUUUAAGAAAAAUGAAACAACGAGAUGAAAAAAAACUUUUAUUGUUACAACUUAAUUCAAUUUUAUUCGAUCAACGAAAAAAUGAAAUAAAAGAUAAAACCUAUGUAUGUCCUAUGUGGGACUAUUUUAAAGAUUAUAAAAUUGAUAAGAUUUAUAAAAAAUUCAAAAAAGAAAAACAUUACAAAAGUUUGCAUGCCAACAGUCAUAUGCACCACCAUCAUCAUCAUCACCAUUCUAUACUUAGUAGAAAAAUAAGCAAACAAAAUGACACAUUAAAAAGUUCUAAUUUUUCUGAACAUAUGUACAAUCCUCGAAAAUCGAAUCAUGAUGAAUAUAAAAAUGUUGUCCUCAUUAAAAGAAGAGGAAGAAACAAUCGAUUAUGGAUUGAUAGAAAAUCUAUUAAUAAUAGUGAAAUAAAUAAUAUGAGUGAUUUAAAUUAUUAUUGUGAUUUAUCUUAUGUAAUAAAUGAUCGUAUUGACUCAUCAUCUAAAUUAAAAAAAAAUUAUAAUGAUAAUAUUGUUAAUGAUGUUUCAUCUACAAAAAAACAUAUACCAAUAAAGCUCGAUAUAAAAAGUACUGAUCUCAAAUAUUUAGAUUCAACAUUUUUUAGUAACACAAAUAAAAAUGCAACAACAAGCUAUGCUGAUAAAAUAAGUAAUGGUGAGAUAGACGGAGAAAACCAAGGAAUAAAUGAAACAAAAAAAGAAAGAAAAAGACGAAAAAGAAAAAAAGAAAAUAAUAAUGAAGAUAUAUCUUUUUACAAUACAAGUACAAAUUUUCCACCCUUAGAAACAUAUAAGGAUUCAUCAAGUAUAGUGAAAAGAGAAAAUAUACCUAAUUUAAUAGAUGAGUUUUCCAAGGGUGAAGGACAAACAUAUCGAGAUAACCGUGAUGAAUAUAUUUGUAAUACCCAUAAUAAUGGAAAUGAUUAUGCUGUUAGUGAUAUGGUAGAAAAUAAUGAAGUAAUAUUAGAUAAUAAUUAUGCUUAUGAAAAAAAUAAAUUAGAUGAAAUGAUAAAUGAAAAUAAAAGAGCAAUGGAAGCUAUUAGGGGAGGACCAAGAAGUAUAGGGGGGAUAUAUGAUGAAUAUUAUGAUAAUAAUAUUGAAAUGGGAAAUAAAAUAAAAAAAUUACCGACAUCUAUAAAUAAUAUUAACUCCGUAAAUGAGGUUGAAAAAAAUAAUUAUUUAUAUUAUCCCAGCAUGAGACAUAAUAAUAAAACAAUUUUUCAAUUUGAUGAUAUUAUUAAUCCUCAUUUAAAUAGAAAUGAUUAUUUAUUUUGUUUAAGUAAAUAUGCAUCUGUACAAAAAAGGAUAUUAUUUUAUUUGGAAAAUAUAUUAAAUUUUGAUACUUUUAAUUUUAAAAGUAAAAAAGGAGAUGAUUCUGCUCAUAACCCUUCGAAAAAUACUUCACAAAAUUCUCAAAUAAAUAUACCUCCUCCAAAUAAUGAUAUUGUGAAAAAUGUGGGAGAAACAAAAUGUGAUUAA
This is a messenger RNA of Plasmodium vinckei vinckei, 2256 nucleotides long. Its product is annotated as conserved Plasmodium protein, unknown function. Gene Ontology annotation, cellular component: piccolo histone acetyltransferase complex. Lineage: Eukaryota; Apicomplexa; Aconoidasida; Haemosporida; Plasmodiidae. The record is from RefSeq and is a predicted model, not a curated record. The transcript has a single exon. Gene Ontology annotation, biological process: regulation of transcription by RNA polymerase II. Bases 1 to 2256 code for a protein of 751 amino acids.